AUGAAAGUAGGAUCUGGCAAGGGGAGAAAAACAUGUCUCACAGUGACUAUAAUUUUCAUUGCAAUUGUAUUGCUAAUUCUCAUUCUGGCUUUCACUGUAUUCAAAGCCAAGCAUCCUGUUAACACCGUUGACUCAGUAAAGUUACAAAACUUCGACAUCAACUUGGAUAUAGCAAAACUAAAGGUUGAUUUGAAUGUAACCCUUGAUGUGAAUGUAUCCGUCGAGAACCCAAAUAAGGUUGGUUUCGAUUAUUCAAACACCACUGCACACCUCAAUUACAGAGGCCAGCUUAUAGGCGAAGUCCCUAUCAUUGCCGGACACAUCUCUUCCGGUGGGACAAAAGGAUUCAACCUCACUCUCACCGUUAUGGCCGACCGAUUGUUAUCCAAUUCCCAGCUUUACUCUGAUAUCAUAUCUGGUACAUUGCCCCUAAACACUUUUGUUACCAUUAAAGGAAAAGUCACUAUCUUUGGCUUUAUCAAAGUCCAUGUGGUUUCCUCUGCUUCCUGUGAUCUUGCUGUUAAUACUUCCAAUAGAACUGUUGCCAACCAACUCUGCCAAUACAAAACUAAACUUUGA
This is a messenger RNA of Vicia faba (fava bean), 579 nucleotides long. NCBI's taxonomy places the organism in Eukaryota, Viridiplantae, Streptophyta, Magnoliopsida, Fabales, Fabaceae. The record is from the annotation of a GenBank genome assembly.